GAGAGAGAGAGAGAAGAGAGAGAGAGGUUCGGGCCGGUUGUGCCGUUGCGAGGCGCAUCGCGGCCUAGAACUGCAUCCUAACUUUGUAAAUUGAAGAAGUCAGCAGCUUAAGUAUUGACAGUAAAAAUACUGUCAGUAUUUUUUACAGGGAGUGUCUGUUUGGGAUCCGCUACAAGUGGAAUCAUAAUUCAAAUAAGGAAUAGUUGAAAAGUAACCCUUCAAAGAUGUCAAAAACAAACAAAUCCAAGUCUGGAUCUCGCUCUUCACGGUCAAGAUCAGCUUCAAGGUCUCGUUCUCGUUCAUUUUCAAAGUCUCGUUCCCGAAGUCGGUCUGUCUCACGCUCAAGGAAACGCCGACUGAGUUCUAGGUCUCGUUCCAGAUCAUAUUCUCCAGCUCAUAACAGAGAGAGAAACCACCCAAGAGUCUAUCAGAAUCGGGAUUUCCGAGGCCACAACAGAGGUUAUAGAAGGCCCUAUUAUUUCCGUGGGCGCAACAGAGGCUUUUAUCCUUGGGGCCAGUAUAACCGAGGAGGCUAUGGAAACUACCGCUCAAAUUGGCAAAAUUACCGGCAGGCAUACAGUCCUCGACGUGGUCGCUCCCGAUCUCGUUCCCCAAAGAGAAGAUCCCCUUCACCAAGGUCCAGGAGCCAUUCUCGAAAUUCGGAUAAGUCUUCCUCUGACAGGUCAAGGCGCUCCUCUACCUCUCGUUCUUCCUCCAACCACAGCCGAGUUGAGUCUUCUAAGCGCAAGUCUGCAAAAGAUAAAAAGUCCUCUUCCAAGGAUAGCCGGCCAUCUCAGGCUGCUGGUGACAACCAGGGAGAUGAGAGCAAGGAACAGACAUUCUCUGGAAGCACAUCUCAAGAUUCAAAAGCAUCUGACAGCUCAAAGCCAUGGCCAGAUGCAUCUGCUUACAGUGCUGGUUCUGCAUCCCGGGUCUCAGCAGUUUCAGAGCUGAGUCCAAGGGAGCGAAGUCCUGCUCUUAAGAGCCCCCUCCAGUCUGUGGUGGUGAGGCGGCGGUCACCACGUCCUAGUCCUGUGCCAAAACCUAGCCCUCCGCUUUCCAGCACAUCUCAGAUGGGCUCAUCUCUGCAGAGUGGUUCUGGUUACCAGGCUGGAGCACACCAAGGUCAAUUUGACCAUGGCUCUGGGUCCUUGAGUCCAUCCAAAAAGAGCCCUGUGGGUAAGAGCCCACCAACCACUGGUUCCACAUAUGGCUCCUCUCAGAAGGAUGAAGCUGCUGCUGGAGGGGUAGCCUAUUCGAAAAGGUAUUUAGAAGAGCAGAAGACAGAGAAUGGAAAAGACAAGGAACAGAAAACUAGUGAUAAAGAGAAAAUGAAAGAGAAAGGGAGCUUCUCAGACACAGCCUUGGGUGAUUCAAAAAUGAAGUCUGAUUCAUUUGCUCCCAAAACUGAUCUUGAGAAGCCUUUUCGGGGUAGCCAGUCUCCUAAGAGGUAUAAGCUUCGAGAUGACUUUGAGAAGAAGAUGACUGACUUCCAUAAAGAGGAAAUGGAUGAUCAAGAUAAAGACAAGUCUAAAGGAAGGAAGGAAUCGGAGUUUGAUGAUGAGCCCAAAUUUAUGUCAAAAGUUAUAACAGGUACAAACAAAAACCAGGAGGAGGAGAAGUCGGGCAAAUGGGAGGGUCUAGUGUAUGUACCUCCUGGGAAGGAAAAGCAGAGGAAAACAGAGGAGCUGGAAGACGAGUCUUUUUCAGAGAGAUCCAAAAAGGAUGAUCGGGGAGGCUCCAAGAGAACUGAGAGUGGACACCGAGGAUUUGUGCCUGAGAAGAAUUUCCGAGUGACCGCUUACAAAGCUAUCCAAGAGAAAAGCUCAUCACCUCCCCCCAGAAAGACAUCUGAGAGCCGAGACAAGCUUUCAGCCAAAGGAGACUUUACAGGGAAGUCAUCCUUUUCCAUUACUCGAGAGGCCCAGGUCAAUGUACGGAUGGACUCCUUUGAUGAGGACCUUGCAAGACCCAGUGGUUUGUUGGCUCAGGAACGUAAGCUUUCUCGGGAUCUAGUUCAUAGCAACAAAAAGGAACAGGAAUUUCGCUCCAUUUUCCAGCAUAUACAGUCAGCUCAGUCUCAGCGGAGCCCCUCAGAACUUUUUGCCCAGCAUAUUGUGACCAUUGUUCACCAUGUUAAAGAACAUCACUUUGGAUCCUCAGGAAUGACAUUGCAUGAACGCUUUACUAAAUACCUAAAGAGAGGAUCUGAGCAGGAGGCAGCUAAAAACAAGAAAAGCCCAGAGAUACACAGGAGGAUAGACAUUUCCCCCAGUACAUUCAGGAAACAUGGUUUGACUCAUGACGAAAUGAAAAGCCCUCGGGAACCUGGCUACAAGGCUGAGGGAAAAUACAAAGAUGAUCCUGUUGAUCUCCGUCUUGAUAUUGAACGUCGUAAAAAACAUAAGGAGAGAGAUCUUAAAAGAGGUAAAUCAAGAGAAUCAGUGGAUUCCCGAGACUCAAGCCGCUCGAGGGAAAGAUCAGCUGAGAAAACAGAGAAAACUCACAAAGGAUCAAAGAAGCAGAAGAAACACCGGAGAGCACGAGACCGAUCCAGGUCCUCCUCCUCUUCCUCCCAGUCGUCCCACUCCUACAAAGCGGAAGAGUACACUGAGGAAACUGAAGAGAGGGAAGAGAGCACAACAGGCUUUGACAAAUCAAGACUGGGGACCAAAGAUUUUGUGGGUCCAAGUGAAAGAGGAGGCAGAGCACGAGGGACCUUUCAAUUUAGAGCCAGAGGAAGAGGCUGGGGCAGAGGUAACUACUCUGGUAACAACAAUAACAACAGCAACAAUGAUUUCCAAAAGAGAAACCGGGAGGAGGAGUGGGACCCGGAGUACACACCUAAAAGCAAGAAGUAUUACUUGCAUGAUGACCGUGAAGGCGAAGGCAGUGAGAAGUGGGUGAGCCGGGGCCGGGGCCGAGGAGCCUUUCCCCGGGGCCGAGGCCGGUUCAUGUUCCGGAAAUCCAGCACCAGCCCCAAGUGGGCCCACGACAAGUUCAGUGGGGAGGAAGGGGAGAUCGAAGAUGAUGAGAGUGGGACAGAGAACCGUGAAGAGAAAGACAAUUUACAGCCCACAACUGAGUAAAGGCCAUUCUCACAGGAGCCUUUGCCCAGGGGGGAGGCACUGGGAAAACGGCUGGUGAGGAGCUAAAUAGUAGUAGCCUCAAGACUGUGUGAACAUCCCAUCCUUCCCCGCCCCACCAGCCAUGCAGAAUCCCACCAUGGCCAGAAAGCAUCCUAGUGCUGUGACCCGCUGGACCUAGGCAGCCGACUGGAGCUGGGGUCAGGCCCAGCUCUGAGCAGAACACCACAUUGGGCUUUAGCUGUUUUCCUUAUUAUUGGUGUGUGGGAUGGGGCUGGGUUCGGGGAGGGGAGAAUGAUACUUGGAUUUUGGUUUGUUACCUAUUACAGUUUUGUUCUUAAUUUCAUUUUGGAGCUAAGACGAAUACGAUUUUUGAUCUUUUCCCUGAUUUCCAAAGCUCCUUCCCCCUUUUUAGGUAAUGUAGUAACAUUAGUUAAUUUGGGCAACUUUGAUUCUAUAAAGAGAAAACAAAGCAUGUGAAUAAACAUUGAAGUGUUCACCUCAGUUUGGGACCAAACUGCUUGGAUCUUUGUAGAAAUCGGUUUUGUAUGUCAAGGAGGAGUUCAAGGCCUUUCUGUGCGUCCCCUUUUCUGUGCAGCCAUGUAUCAUGGUGACACUCCCAAACAUCCCGAGUGCUUCCCCCUUCCCUUAAUAGUUUCUGGAUUCUUCUGGGCUGGAAUUCUUCCCUUCACCAGCAGUUCUAGUAUCCCAACUUUAAAGUCCUGCUGACCCUCAGCUCAAAAAAGGGGUAGAAACUGGAUGGCAGUUCUUGGUCUGUUUUCUAAGAAACUUCUGAAUUCUAUUAUCUUUACAAAUAGAAGAUAAGAAAAUAAUUUUUCAAUAUUUUUAUUAAUCUUUUUAUAAAACGAAAACUCCUAUGAUGGAUUAAGGUGGUUAUAGUUGGGUGGUUUGUGGGGUUUUUUUGUUUUAUUGUUUUUUUUUUUUUUUUUUGUUUACUUUUUCUUUUUAAGCUUUAAGUUGAAACAGAUGUUGGCAGGAGUCAUCCUUUUAAGAUGGUCCUGUGCUUGCCUUCUGGGGAGGCCGUCCUGAGCAGGCGAGUCAUGAGGCUUUCUUGCAUAUGUUGAUAUGUAGGUUGCAUCCUUUCUCCCCACCUCUAAUCUUUGCCUCUUGGGUUGUGCUACUUACUUUGCUACAUUUCUAUGGGUAAGACUUGGUUUAUUUGAAUGAUUCAUGUUUAGGGGAAAAAUGAAAACUUAAAAAAUUUGUUUCAACUCCUCCUACAAAUAAAAAAUAAAUGAAGUGGCAGAU
This is a messenger RNA of Suncus etruscus (white-toothed pygmy shrew), 4355 nucleotides long. RefSeq names its product thyroid hormone receptor associated protein 3 (gene THRAP3). Gene Ontology annotation, cellular component: mediator complex. Lineage: Eukaryota; Metazoa; Chordata; Mammalia; Eulipotyphla; Soricidae. Bases 225 to 3089 code for a protein of 954 amino acids. Gene Ontology annotation, molecular function: transcription coregulator activity; DNA binding. The transcript is spliced from 12 exons. The record is from RefSeq and is a predicted model, not a curated record. Gene Ontology annotation, biological process: positive regulation of transcription by RNA polymerase II.